Archocentrus centrarchus (flier cichlid) is the source of this 5282-nucleotide messenger RNA. Its product is annotated as matrin-3-like. Bases 954 to 4334 code for a protein of 1126 amino acids. Gene Ontology annotation, cellular component: nucleus. Gene Ontology annotation, molecular function: zinc ion binding; RNA binding. The transcript has 21 exons. Lineage: Eukaryota; Metazoa; Chordata; Actinopteri; Cichliformes; Cichlidae. The record is from RefSeq and is a predicted model, not a curated record.
AGACAAACAACAAUAAAGGCGUCUGUGAGGGGGAGGAAAUAUCGCGAUACUUCCUACCUAAUUCUGGCGUCGUUGCUUUCACGCUAACUGCAAAACAACUGCGCUUAAAAACGUACUGGAGAAAGCAGAUAAAUCCACAUUAUACGUGUAAGUUCACAGCUAACAGCUUCGGGUUUCGUUUGUACGUUAAAUAUCAGACAAUUGAAGCGCUUUAGCGAUGCUAGUGUUAGCAUGUAGCAGGCGGUGUACGUUAGCAAAGUUACCUGCACAGCUAUCGGAGUACUUUUUGGUUUCAUUUUGACAUACAGCAGAUGCUUAAGUUUACUGACGAAUGCAUUUAGUUAAAACACGUCAGGAUAAACAGUGUAGAGUUGUGUCAUGAUCUUAGCACUGCUAGCUUAGCCGUUAGCCUGUCCUGUGAGCGUGUUUGGUGCAGCUUCCGUCCUCCGCUCACUGUACCUGCACAGAUUUUACUCCUCGUCUGUGUCAGGCUGUGAGCCGCUCAGAGGCUCAGUGUAAUCUCGCCUCUUGUCGAUGUUUUCAGCGACUGAGAGUUUCUCUUCCUCAGGGAGGACGUCUCCAUCACUCUGUUUGCAUCAGGUCAUGUUCCUCGUCCUGGUCUGAGGUGCUUCUUUCUCUCUCUCCUCCUUUAACCGCCUCUUAUGUUCCCUUUGCAGUAAAGAUCAGAGUCGAGCUCCUCCGUCUGCGGCUCAGGGCCUCCACUGGCUCCUGAUUUCUUAGGAGAGGCUUUGUUUGAAGCUUGUUUCUACCUCAUUGUGUCUCAGCAGAAAUAAGACUUGCCACCACAGAAGAAGAGGAGCUCCCCCUCACUUUGACCACAUUAAGUGACAUUCAGUUCCCAUCAUCGUUAAAGACCUUUUCCAGCGCCUGCUUCCUUCUUUAUCUUGGCUCUGGGUGCUGAAUCUGGAGAACAGGACGGACUUUGUGACAUCAUGUCUCAGAAGGCGCAGGCCGACGGCACUCAGAAACACUUCGCCGUGGGUCGGGGGCUCCUGGCCGCCGCAGAGACCUUGAACUUCAACAUGAACGAGCAGCGUCCCAGCAGGCCAAUGGGGGUGGGUGCGGGUGGCAUGGAGGGCCAGGACGGCGGCGGGCAGAUGCCCCGACGUGGUGGUGGCGGUGGUGGCGGCAGCAAUCUUGGCAGCACCAUGAAGCUGUUUGCCAGUUUGGGGCUGUCGCCCUCCGACCUGGAUGCUCUGGCUGAAAUCCCCGAGGAGGAGAUCAGCGUGGAGACGCUGCCGCGCAUCCUCAUGCAGCUCAAGAGCCGCAAGGGGGAGGCAGGAGAGCGGCGGGCGGCCAUGUCCUCCGACUCUGCGUAUCGAGGAGGAAGCUGGGAAGAGGGGCACGUGGGGAGGAUGGGCGGUCCUUCUCUGGGACAAGGUUCAGCCAAGUCCUCCGCAGACUUUGGGUACGGCUCCCUGCAGGACGUCUCCUCCAGCCGGGGCUACGGCUUAAAUUACCGCCGCGGCGGCGGUGGAGGCGGCGGUGGGGGUGGGAGCAGAGAGAGGCCAUACUCUGAGCUUUCCCACCACGGUGGGCUCGGCAUAGGGCCGUCUGAGCCCCUGUUUAUGCAGAGGAGGAUGGGCUCCCCGUCAAACGGAAAAGUCCAAGACUUCUUGGGAGUCAUGCCCCCCAUGUUCCCCCACGUGUGCUCUCUUUGUGACUUUGACGUUCAUUCCACCAUGGAGUGGAAUCAACACAUUAAUGGACUCCGCCAUGCUGAAAACAGACGGCUGCUUCUUGACAUGUAUCCAGAGUGGGACCUCAGUAUGGGCUCAGGCAGAGGUGGAGGUCUCUCAGAGACCCCCAACCUGUCUGCAGGACUGCUGGGACCCGCCCCCAUGUCUUCAGGACCAACGGGGGGGAUGUCCUCCAGCUGGGGUGGAGGUCCUGGUCCCGGUCAGCUGGGAAUGAAUAAGCUGAGAAGCAGGGUGGUGGUGGUGAAGUACGACAGGAAGCCUCUAAGCAACAAGACCCUGUUCGCCUUCGCCGAGCGCUUCGGCUGCCUGAGGGAACACCUGAUCCUCAAGAACAAGGCUUUCCUGGAGAUGAGCACUCAUGAAGAAGCUCUGGAUGUGGUGAACUACUACAAGCAGCAUCCAGCAUCUCUGUAUGGCAAACCCAUCUCCUUCUACCUGUCCGAGAGCCUCAUGUUCAUCGAGAAAGACGAGCGAUCGAUGGGCCGGCCGAUGGAACGACCAAUGGACCGGCUGAUGGACAGACCCGUGAGAGAGGUUAAAGGUCAAGCCAGCAAGGUGGUUUUUUUCUCCAACCUGCCCCGAGAGGAUGAGAAGAAGAAGGAGCUGCUGACCAUUGCUGAGCGCUUCGGCAUUGUGGAGAAACACCUCUUCUUAACAGACCAGGCGUUUAUCCAGCUGGGAACUGCAGAGGACGCAGAGAUGCUGGUGAAGUAUUACACCGUGAACCCCCUCACCAUCAAAGGGAGACGGAUCCGCCUCAACGUCUGCACUAAAUACAAAACCCUCAAUGUGAACCGCAGACAGGGCGGGUCCGGAGGAGACGCUUCAAACCGGAAGGGUGGCAGAGCGAACUCCUCCUCCAACGCCGGAACCAGGACCUCCUCCAAAACCGCCUCAUCCAAAUCCUCAUCCACCUCCAGGACCAGAGAGGAGAAGAAGAAAGAGGACGAAGAGGAGAAGAAGAAGAAGAAGGAUGAUGACGAGAAGGAGGAGGAGAAGGAGGAGAAAGUGAAGCUGGCACCAGAGGAGGAGGAAGAGGAGGAGAAGGAAGUCUCAGGAGUGAUGCAAGGAGGCGAGGACGGAGAGGAGGAGGAGCAGGCAGCAACUGAUGGAGAGGGUGAGGAGCCAGAGGGAGCAGAGUCUGUGAAGGAGAUGGUAGAGGAGUCUGAGGACGCUCCACAGGAGGAGGAAGAGGAGGUUCCUGAUGAUGUCACCGAUGCCACAACUGGAGAUGUGGGCGGGGCUGACAUGGUUCAGGUCAAGCAGGAGGCGGAGUCAGAGGGACAAAAGGAAGCGACAGCAGCCGAAGCCUCGACCGAGGAGCACGAGAUCAAAGAGGAGGCCAACAUGGAGGCAGCAGAGAGCUCGGAGGCGGCAGAGACUGCAGAGGGAGAUCUACCUGAAGAAGAGGACUUCCCGGAGAACAUGGAGGACUUCGUGACACUGGACGAGUUAGAGGAAGACAAUGACGAAGCCCAAGGAGAUUCGGACGACAUCGAUAACACGAGACGAGGGGGCAUGAGGGUGGUCAACAUUGUCGGCUUCAGGCGAGGGUACCAGUACCUCAACGAGCUGCUGAGACUCGCUCAACCUUUUGGGAAGGUGGUCAAACACCUGGUGCUGGACCUGAGACCUGAGGCAUUCCUUCAGUUCGCCACAGAAGAAGAAGCCCGGGCGAUGGCCAGCUUUUACAACGGCAACAUCACGGCGUCGGUGUGCGGGCGACCAGUGAGGAUCAGUCACUCCAUGAGCUACCCCACCAUCCAGUCUGGUUCCAGUAAGGUGGUGUACAUCGGGCAGAUCCCCAACAGCAAAUACUCGGACGAGGAGAUCCUGAAGCUGGCCGAGCCAUAUGGGAAGGUCAAGAAGUACUUCCUGAACAGGAUCCGGAGAGAGUGUUUCCUCGAGAUGUACAAAGCCGAGGACGCGGAGAAGAUGGCUGCAGAAUAUAAAGCGAAGCCGCCGAAGUUCAACGGGAAGCGCCUGACCAUCUACGUGAGCAGGAAGUACAAGCAGCUCAAACACGGCCAUCGAACACCGAGUGCCACGAAGAGAGCGAGCGACGACUCGCCACAAAUAUCCUCUAAAGACGCAGAGGAGCCGCUGGCCAAGAAACCUAAAGAGGAGGCCCAGCCAGAGGAGGAGGAGGAGAAAAAGGAGGAAGAGGAGAAAGAGAAGGAGGAGGAGAAGAAAGAGGAAAUGGAAAGCGGUGAUGUGAGCACCGAAGAGACGGUGAUGGACGAAAAGUCAGCUGCUGAGAAGAUUCCAGAAGGUUCUGCUGAGAAGAGCAGCGAGGACGAGAAACAGGAGGAGCAGGUGGAGCAAAUGGACACAUCAACCAAUCAGAGCGGGGAGGCUGAGGCUCCACCCCCUCCUCCUGCUGAGAACAAACCCAGUGCAGCGUCUCUGCCGCUGCCGCCGUACGACCCCAACAUGGCCAUUGGUGUCGAACACGUGAAGGCGGGGUUUUACUGCCGCAUCUGUUUCCUGUUUUAUUCCAAUGAAGAGACGGCGAAGAAAACCCACUGCAGCAGCCAGGCGCACUACGAUAAGCUGCAGAAAUACCUGGAGAAGGAACAGAGCAAAGCGGAGAAGAAGGUGAAGACGGCGUGAGAACACCUGGAGCUGAGGAAGAGGCGCGAAUGUCAGAUGUUUUAGUUUUUGUUUCUUUAGCGACGUUUAAAGCGCACGUCGGAGCAACUUCCUGCUACUGCCCUGUGGCGGCAAAGCCCGAGAGACUCGAGUGUCGCCUGUUUGUAGUGACACCUCCUGUUAUUACUGCAGCUAUUGAUUAGUUCUGAUAUUGAUUGAUUUACUUUUUCCACUUGGGAAAAACAAAUUUUCAGUUUACAGGAACAAAGUAGCGACACAUUUCACUGAAACAUGUCAUUUAAAAGAGAAUCAGCCACUGAGAUACCUGUGCAGGUGUUCUUUCAGCUAUCGAUGACAGCUCCCCAGGUUCAGCAUGCAGCCUGUGACUCUGGAGCAUUACUGCAGCCAUCUGAGUGGCUUCCUGUGUGUUAUUUCCCCCUUCUGUUCUAUCCACUAAUGCAACAACUGCAUCCUGAAGAUGAACUCACCUUAGAUGCUUCCCCUGAGUUCCUGCCAUGCUUCAUGCAGGUCACGUGAAAAUGUGAUUUUAUUCCAAAUUACCUCAGUGAUAUUUCCAAACAUUUUACUUCGGGCUGCAUCAGAUGCCGAGAAUACGGCUAAUUUUCAAAAUAAAAGACCAUGUGUGUUAUUUGCUGUUGUCGUGCUCAGUCUUGUUUCGGCAGGUCAUGCUCCUCGAUUGCUGUGACGAAGACACGAAUGUACGAUCGGUCUCAGGUUACACAGCAGCAGAUUAUGAUCAUGACACAUAAAGACAACACUUUGGAGCAAACUUUCAGCUUCCUGUGUAGACUUGUUCUUUGAGUGGCGACUAAACCAACCUCUGAACAAACCGUGAUGACAUCAUGACGUACUGCAGCGUGUUCCUGGGGUAAAAUGUUGAACUGUGAGUGUUUUUGAACUUCUCUGUUGAUGUUUUAGAAAAUAAAAAACGUUUUCUUCAUGACAUUG